GUGUGACAGUGUAAGUGGGAAAUCCUGCACUGAUGUGGUUUCAGCUCUCUGUACAAAUCCAUCACACAUCAGAGAGCUGAAUAUGACUUGGUGUAAACUAGGAGACUCAGGAGUGGAGAAGCUCUGUGAUCUACUGAAGAAACACGAGUGUAAACUGGAGACACUGCUACUGUGUGAGAGUGUAAGUGUGAAAUCCUGCGCUGAUGUGGUUUCAGCUCUCUGUAGAAAUCCAUCACACAUCAGAGAGCUGGAUCUGAGUGUGUGUGAACUAGGAGACUCAGGAGUGGAGAAGCUCUGUGAUCUACUGAAGAAACACGAGUGUAAACUGGAGACACUUAUACUGUGUAAGAGUGUAAGUGUGAAAUCCUGCACUGAUGUGGUUUCAGCUCUCUGUACAAAUCCAUCACACAUCAGAGAGCUGGAUCUGAGUGGGUGUAAACUAGGAGACUCAGGAGUGGAGAAGCUCUGUGAUCUACUGAAGAAACACGAGUGUAAACUGGAGACACUGUGGUGA
This is a messenger RNA of Clarias gariepinus (North African catfish), 514 nucleotides long. Its product is annotated as ribonuclease inhibitor. Lineage: Eukaryota; Metazoa; Chordata; Actinopteri; Siluriformes; Clariidae. Gene Ontology annotation, molecular function: protein binding. The transcript is spliced from 3 exons. Bases 83 to 514 code for a protein of 143 amino acids. The record is from RefSeq and is a predicted model, not a curated record.